AGUUUGUCACCACCCAGGCUCCCUUGCCUUUGGCUGGGUGCAACUUCCAUUUUAGGUGUUGGAUCUGAGGGGGGAAAAAAAGAGAGAGAGGGAGAGAGAGAGUGAGAGUGAGAGAGAGAGAGAGAGAGAGAGAGAGAGAGAGAGAAGCAGAAAAGAUCCUGAAAGGAGGAAGAGGUGGUGAAGAUCAGCUGCUUUGCUGGAUUUGUCUUUCUCAGCACAUUGGCGAAGCCUUGGGUUUCUUUCUCAAAGGACUGGUUUUUAGAAGUCCACAUUUGAGCUCUCUCCUUCCUGCUUCCUCCUUGCUGUGGUGGCUGGGAUGCUUCUUCCAUGAUUUUUUUGAAUCUAGACUGGGCUGUUCUCUGUGUUAAAACAAUCAAUUACGACCCUUCUCUUAACAGUGUGAAGUGAGGGGGGCCUUCUCCCUCCUUCCUCCUCCCUCUGUGAUCCACCUUCCUUUUUACCCUGCCCUGCCACGGCUCUGCCCCUUACCUUCAUGGACGACUCAGAGGUGGAGUCGACCGCCAGCAUCUUGGCCUCUGUGAAGGAACAAGAGGCCCAGUUUGAGAAGCUGACCCGGGCGCUGGAGGAGGAACGGCGCCACGUCUCGGCGCAACUGGAACGCGUCCGGGUCUCACCACAGGAUGCCAACCCACUCAUGGCCAACGGCACCCUCACACGCCGGCAUCAGAACGGCCGGUUUGUGGGCGAUGCUGACCUUGAGAGACAGAAGUUUUCAGAUUUGAAACUCAACGGACCCCAGGAUCACAGUCAUCUUCUAUAUAGCACCAUCCCCAGGAUGCAAGAGCCAGGGCAGAUUGUGGAGACUUACACAGAGGAGGACCCUGAAGGAGCCAUGUCUGUUGUCUCUGUGGAGACCUCAGAUGAUGGGACCACUCGGCGCACAGAGACCACAGUCAAGAAAGUAGUGAAGACAGUGACAACACGGACGGUACAGCCAGUCCCUGUGGGACCAGACGGGCUGCCUGUGGAUGCCUCAUCAGUUUCGAACAACUAUAUCCAGACUUUGGGUCGUGACUUCCGCAAGAAUGGCAAUGGUGGACCUGGUCCUUAUGUGGGCCAAGCAGGCACUGCUACCCUUCCGAGGAACUUCCACUACCCUCCUGAUGGUUAUAGCCGCCACUAUGAAGAUGGCUAUCCAGGUGGCAGUGACAACUAUGGCAGUUUAUCCCGGGUGACUCGCAUUGAGGAACGAUAUAGGCCCAGCAUGGAAGGCUACAGGGCACCUAGUAGACAGGAUGUCUAUGGGCCACAGCCCCAGGUUCGGGUAGGGGGGAGCAGUGUGGAUCUGCACCGCUUUCACCCAGAGCCUUACGGGUUAGAAGAUGACCAGCGUAGUAUGGGCUAUGAUGACCUGGAUUACGGUAUGAUGUCUGAUUAUGGCACUGCCCGUCGAACUGGGACACCCUCUGACCCUCGCCGCCGCCUCAGGAGUUAUGAAGACAUGAUUGGCGAGGAGGUGCCAGCAGAUCAGUACUAUUGGGCUCCUUUGGCCCAGCAUGAGCGGGGAAGUUUAGCAAGCUUGGAUAGCCUUCGCAAGGGAGGCCCCCCACCUCCCAAUUGGAGACAGCCUGAGCUGCCAGAGGUUAUCGCCAUGCUGGGAUUCCGCUUGGAUGCUGUCAAGUCUAAUGCAGCUGCAUACUUGCAACACUUAUGCUACCGCAAUGACAAGGUGAAGACUGAUGUGCGGAAGCUCAAGGGCAUCCCAGUGCUGGUGGGAUUAUUAGACCACCCCAAAAAGGAAGUGCACCUUGGAGCAUGUGGAGCUCUCAAGAAUAUCUCUUUUGGACGUGACCAAGAUAAUAAGAUUGCCAUAAAAAAUUGUGAUGGUGUUCCUGCCCUUGUGCGAUUGCUCCGAAAGGCUCGUGAUAUGGAUCUUACUGAAGUCAUUACUGGAACCCUGUGGAAUCUCUCAUCCCAUGACUCAAUCAAAAUGGAGAUUGUGGACCAUGCACUGCACGCCUUGACAGAUGAAGUGAUCAUUCCUCAUUCUGGUUGGGAGAGGGAACCUAAUGAAGAUUGUAAGCCACGCCAUAUUGAGUGGGAGUCGGUGCUCACCAACACAGCUGGCUGCCUUAGGAAUGUAAGCUCAGAGAGAAGUGAAGCUCGUAGGAAGCUUCGGGAAUGUGAUGGCUUAGUUGAUGCCCUUAUUUUCAUCGUUCAGGCUGAGAUUGGGCAGAAGGAUUCAGAUAGCAAGCUUGUGGAAAACUGCGUGUGCCUCCUUCGGAACUUAUCCUAUCAAGUUCACCGGGAGAUCCCACAGGCAGAGCGUUAUCAAGAGGCACCUCCCAGUGUUGCCAACAAUACUGGGCCACAUGCUGCCAGUUGCUUUGGGGCCAAGAAGGGCAAAGAUGAAUGGUUCUCCAGAGGGAAAAAACCCACAGAGGAUCCAGUAAAUGAUACAGUGGACUUCCCUAAAAGAACAAGUCCUGCUCGAGGCUAUGAGCUCUUAUUUCAGCCAGAGGUGGUUCGGAUAUAUAUUUCACUCCUUAAGGAGAGUAAAACUCCUGCUAUCCUAGAAGCCUCUGCUGGAGCCAUCCAGAACUUGUGUGCUGGGCGCUGGACGUAUGGUCGAUACAUCCGCUCUGCUCUGCGUCAAGAGAAGGCUCUCUCUGCCAUAGCUGACCUCCUGACCAAUGAACAUGAGCGGGUGGUGAAAGCUGCAUCUGGAGCAUUAAGAAAUCUGGCUGUGGAUGCACGCAAUAAGGAGUUAAUCGGUAAACAUGCUAUUCCUAACUUGGUAAAAAAUCUGCCUGGAGGGCAACAGAGCUCCUCUUGGAAUUUUUCUGAGGACACUGUGGUCUCUCUUUUGAACACCAUCAAUGAAGUUAUUGCUGAGAACUUAGAGGCUGCCAAAAAGCUUCGAGAGACGCAGGGUAUUGAGAAGCUAGUGUUGAUCAACAAAUCAGGGAAUCGCUCAGAAAAAGAAGUUCGAGCAGCAGCACUUGUAUUACAGACAAUCUGGGGAUAUAAGGAACUGAGGAAGCCCCUGGAAAAAGAAGGAUGGAAGAAAUCAGACUUUCAGGUGAAUCUAAACAAUGCUUCUAGAAGCCAGAGUAGUCAUUCAUAUGAUGAUAGCACUCUCCCUCUCAUUGACCGGAACCAAAAAUCAGAUAAGAAACCUGAUCGGGAAGAAAUUCAAAUGAGCAAUAUGGGAUCAAACACAAAAUUACUAGAUAACAACUAUUCCACACUGAAUGAGAGAGGGGACCACAACAGAACACUGGAUCGAUCUGGGGAUCUGGGAGAUAUGGAGCCAUUGAAGGGAACACCCUUGAUGAUUUGAUGAAAGUCACCAAACCUCAAAUUGGGGAAGGCCAGUGAAUCUCAAGCAAGAUAAAAAAGCAACUCAUCUAGAGGCAUCAAGGUAAGAUGCAGAAAAGUUAGAGUUCAGGCAGCUGGAGAGAGUAAUACAGGCUAUCUGUAGAAAACAGCUGAGGUGGAUAACUUCAACAACAUUGUAAGUCAGAAAACACUGCAGUAGUGUCUCCAUUCAUGUUAAGAAAAAAAAAAUUAGCAAAACUGCCUAUUGCAGGGCUAUUAAAAACAUUUAAGACAAUCACUUUCCACUCACAAAAGAGGAGGAAGGAAAAUGAUCUCCAAUGGUGAAUGAGUGCAAGAAGGUACACUGAACAAAGAUAGGUAAAUAUUAGUAAAAGUAAGUCUUAACCUUAAAAACAUAAGGUUAUUGCUUGCAUAAAAGCAGUGUGUAAUUUGUUACAUAUUACUGGACAACAGUGAUGUGCAAGUUGAAAGGGUGAUGAGAACUCCCUUUUAGUUUCUUAUAUUCAGGAGGAAAGUAAAGAAACUGAUCAAGACUUUUUUUGGUAGUCCUAGGGAUUAAACCCACUGAUCAAGACUUUUGUGAAACUAAUGUACAUAUUAGUUAUAAUAACCACUAAAAAAACAGACAUAGAGCAUGUAACUUCUAAAGAAGUAGAGAGAGAAGAAGGCAUAGGGAAGGUAGGGAGAAUUGGAACUGGUGAUUUAUCCAGUAGAACAAGCUGAGCUCCCAGGGCUGUGGUCACAGGUGGUGGUGAAGUAUCUACUUCUGAAUCACUGUGCUGGGGUUAACUUGUAGCAAGUGAAGGAGAUGCAUCCAGAAAGGAACAGUGAAGAAAGAGCAAAAAUAGACAUAAGCAGGCCCAAGACAGUUUCCAUAAAGGAAAAGUUUAUAAUUUAAAUAAAAGUUUGUUGGCUGCUGUGUGAGUUGGUCAGCCUGGCUUAAAGACAGAAGAGCAGGACAGAAUACUUUUACACCUUGCUGACUCAUAAAUCACAAUCAUUGAGUGCAAAGUCUGAGUAACCUCCCUCAUUCUAAUAGGGCUUUAUCCAAAGUAGGGCUAGCCAAAGCUGGAGAUUGCCCUUUGAUGUGAUGGACCUAUGCCUUAUUUUAGAGACUGCUGGCUUUAGAAGGGGUCAGAGGUAUCAUUGGAUUGUUCAAGCUCAUCUCUGCAUCAUUAGUCAUUUCCUCUACUCCAAGAAGAGCUUUCUCAGGAACAUUAAUUGAAAUUUUGGAUUAUUGCUGGUACAUCACCAUGCAAUAUAUUUGCAAUAGAUAUUUCUCUAUGAUUCACUUAAAGCAUAUUUACAAUGCAAAGCAUAGAUUUUAUAUGUGAUCAAGAUAUGCUACCUAAUACCUUAUUCAAAAGCCUAAUGCUUUCAUUCUUUCUUUUCUCUUUAUUGGAGUUAGUGUGUCUGAAACCUAGGUCCAGAUAUUUUGAGAUGAUUCAGAAUGUUAAUGUAUAUAAAACUACUCAGUACUAAGCUCAGGGUAUGGAACCAGACUGGCUGAAUUCAAGUUCUUAUUCUGGUACUUAAAACUUUGGCAGGUUUCUUAAGCUUUUAGUGCUUCUUAUCAUGGGACUAAUUCCUACACAUUGUAAAGAUCAAAUGAGAUAAUUAAUGUAAUUGUACUUAAAAUAGUACCUGGCACAUACUAAGUAUAUUAUUUAUUAUUAUUGUAUUUAUCAGGUACUUUUCUCUUUUGUAUGUACAUAAUUUAUUUUGUCUAACUACUUCAGGGAUGAUUUCCGGGCUACCAAAAAUAACAAGCAACUAGUGUACAUGUCCAACCCCUGGAUUAGGGAAAGGAGCUUUAGUUAUUUGAUGGGUACUUUGACCUCUUUGGUCCAGGCCCUGUUCUAGAUGCUGACCUUUCAGAGUGAUCGUUGCAGAAAUUAAAGUUAAGGAAGGCCUUAGAGACUGCUAGUGGCACCCCAGGGUGGAAGCGUCUGUUAAGUCUGGUGAUCACAUAGGCUUUUCUGAACAGGAUGAGAAAAGACUUCCUCACAAGAUAACAAGGAUUUUCUGAAUGUCGGAAUUCUUUUUUUUUUUUUUUUUUGUGAAUGUCGGAAUUCUUGGGAGAUAAAAAACAUAAUCUUCAUGGCAAAGCCCAUGAGAGAGAAGAAAAGAUUUAGAGGAAUGAAAGAAGAAAUAUAUUUAUUUAUAUAUAUAUAAACAUUUGUUAAGUACCUAGUUAUAUGAUAGGCUCUAUACUAGUAAGCAAUGUUGUAGUGACCACAAAGCCUUAUUCUCAAGGAGCUUGUAGUAAAUUUCCCUGAGUGCAGAGGGUUUUUCUUUUUUUUUUUUUUUUUUGGUAUCAGGGAUUUAACCCAGGGGUGCUUUACCACUGAGACACAUCCCCAGCCCUUUUCAUUUUUUGUUUUUGAAGUAGGGUCUUGCUAAAAUGCUUAGGGCCUCACUAAGUUGCUAAGGCUGGCCCAGAACUUGCGAUUCUCUUGCUUCAGCCUCCCAAGUUGCUGGGAGGACAGGUUUGCACCACCUCGUCUGGCAAAACUGACACUUUUGGGGGCGUGUAUUGGAGAUCAAACCCAGGGUCUUGCUCCCAUGCUAGGUGAGCACUCUACCACUAAGCUACAUCCCCAGCCCCACUGAGGGCAGUAUUUUAAGCAAUGAAAUCACUAAAUCACUAACUAGAGAGUAGUAUGCAGGGCAAAAGAUUGAAUGACCAGUUAGAGGAAGCUGCAUGAUCUUAGAUGAGACAUAAUGGAGGUUUUGGCUAGACCAUAGUGUAGAGAAAAGAGUUCAUUAAUUUCAAAUUUAUGCAGCAAUAAUGUAGUAGCCAAUAUUUAAUGCUUACUGUUUGUAAGACAUUACUUUGCAUACUUUCAGUAUACUGACAUUUAAUCUUCACAUCAACUUGUAUGGAGGGGAAAUACAUGACAUAUAAUAGCAAAUAUUUUUUGGCUAAUCUUUGUGCUAAUGUCUUCAUGGGUAUGAUCCCUGCUUCAUUCUUGCACAAUUAUCAUUUUAUUCUCAUUUUACACAUGAAGAAAUGAAAUCUUAAAGAAGUUAAGUAACUUGCCUUAGGUUACACUCAGUGGCAAAGGUCAGACUUUGAACUGAUUUAAUUCUAAAUUCUUUGUUUUUAAAUUACUAAUAUAGAUGGUUUCAGAUGCUGAACAUAGGGUGAGGCAUUAUGGAGGAUUAAAGAUGAAACCUGGUGUCUGGCUGGUAUCUGCCACUGAUGAAACAAGUGGAAGGAGGGGUUAGGAUGAGUUACAAGUAAAGAGUUUGAGGUGAUAGAGGGACAUUGAAGUGGACAAAUGCAAAGAGCACUUACCUCUGUAGAGCUGAAGCACAGGAGAAGGCUGAAUUCUGGAUGUAGAUUUGGCACAGACUAUGCUUCAAACAAUGGGAGUAUUUGAGCUGCUGGGGCGCAUUAGUGUGAGAAGAGCAGAAAGUUUAGCUUUGAACCCUGGUGGUAUGUAAAUAUUAAAGAAGGGAAAGAUGAUCCUGAAAAACUAAGGAAUUGACUGGUUUAAAACAUUUCCUUCCUUCCUUCCUUCCUUCCUUCCUUCCUUCCUCCCUCCCUCCCUCCCUCCCUCCCUCCCUCUCUCUCUUUCUUUCCUUCCUUCCUUCCUUUUUCUUUCUUUUCUUUUUUUUUUCUUUAAAGGAAACUCUGUGGCUUUCCAGUGCAAAGAGAUGCACUAGCAGCAAAACAGUAUGGUUUGGUUUGAUAGGUUUCAUCUUUAGAUAUGUUCAUUUUUCUUGCAAUCUUGCUACAGUUUUUGGAUCUUGCUCUGUCCCCUGGAACCCUAGAGGGCAUGACUUAAAACUUUCAUUUAGUUCUCCUUUCCUUUGGUAUAAAACUAAGGUUCAGUCUUUCCCAAGGACCACUUCAUCAUUGGGCCAAAUGGACAAUAGCUCAUUUUCUUCCUACUAUUGGGCCUGUGCCUGACUGUCCUAUCUAAUCCUAUUCUAUUUCUCUCUUGCUUGUUCCUUGACCUUUGUAUGUCUUUUCUAAUUCUUCAACUAAGUCUCUAGUUGCUAUCACUCCAGACCUGUACUACCUAGCAGCCUAUCUAAAAUUAUGUCUCUGUUUAUGUUUUCCUGUUGAAUUUUGUCCAAGAGUGGUAAGCAUAGCCAGUAGGUUCACCCUGUGGCUGAUAGGAUGCCACUUAAUGUGAAGUCUAUCCUCCAUCUGUCCCUGCAGAACAGAUUCCUAGCACACUCAAGAUAAGCAUCCUGGAGGACUGGCAAGACUGGCCUGGGAACCCACAUCCCUUUUAAUCUUUCCUCUCCUGUUUUUUAUCCUUUUGCAUACCCUGAUUGCAACAGAACUAUUGCCACAUGAACCCAGACUUUCAGGGUUCAAAGGGAACAGUGCAGGUUGGAGGCUUGUCCUUACACCGUAGCUCUCCGCUGUAUUGCAAGUACAACAUCGAGCACAGAGAAUAGUAGGUUCGCAACACAGCAGUCAUGGUAGCCAACAUGAAUAGAAGAGAUGCCCUCUGAUGGCAGAGCUGGCCCCCAGCCAGGAGUCCACCUCCAGCAAGAGAGCAUGCACCUACAAUUUGUACCCCAACCCUAACCUACCUUGUACAUUUAUUAUUUUUUAAAUUUUUCGUUUAAAUGCUGGGGAUGUAGCUCAGUAAUAGAGUGAAUGCUUAGCAUGUGUGAGGCCCAGCACUUCCAAAACAAAGUUGAUUGCCACCACUGAAGCCAACACAAAAACCCAAACCUGACUUAAACAAAACAAAAAAAAAUUGGUUUAUUUUAUAAGAGCUUAUAUAACUUUUUUCCCCCCCUGUACAUCCAUAGUAGGCAAGUGCUGUACCACUGAGUCUGAUUUUGGUUUUUUUAAAUCCAGUCAUUUGAAGUCUACAACCUGCUUCUAGCUUGUUUUAGAGGGAAAUUCCUAGGAGGAAACCUGGCUCAAUUUGAUUCUCAUCAUGUCUUCUUUUUACUUUUGAGAAGCCAGGCCCCCAAAGCUCAUGCUGAACCUGAUUAAUGUCUGACUGUAGAUGCUUGGUAACUCAGAUCUGACCCCACCUUUGAACUCUAACUCAUUCUAGUAAUGGUACCUCAUUGCCAGUUGCUUUAUAAGGCACAUCCUUCAUAGUGUCACAUGAAAUUGGUGUUUUUUUGUUUUUUUUUUGACAAUACUGGGGAUUGAACCCAGGAAUGCAUACCAAUGAGCUAAAUCUCCAUCCCUUUUUAUUUUGAGAUAGGAUCUUGCUAAAUUGCUGAGGCUGGCCUCGACCUUUCAAUCUUCGUCCCUCAGGCUUCCAAGUCACUGGGAUUAAAGGUGUGUGUCCCAUGCCUUGCUGAAAUGACUUUUAAAUAAAAUCCUUACUCCUUUAGUUAUUUCAUUAUUAAACUACUUCAUACAGAUCCUAGAGCUUAGGGUGCUUCCUGCUUUUAAGUACCAAUUCCAGGGACAGAGGCUGUAAAUUAAUAAAUUAAUGAGUUAAGUAUUAUUAUAGUGAACAUUUUUCACAUUUAGAAGAGAGGUGAACUCUGCUGGAGAGAGGCAAGCUUCCUUGAGGUGAUAUUUGAUUAGUUUUAAAGGAUAAUCAGGAUUCUGCCCAUUCGAGAAUAUGCAAAACCAUUAAAGUCAAAUGGAAUAAUGUGCAAAAGAACAGAGGUAUGAAGAGAAUAUGUUUAGUAGGUAUCCAAAUAGACAAGGGAACCUUCUCUUUGUAGACACAUUUCAUCUAAUAAGUGAUUAAAAUAAAAUAUCACCAUUUUGCAGUCCUUAAUAAACAGGUCUUGGCAUCAAGUACCAAUAGCUACUAACAUGUGUCACAAGACACAACUUGUAAAGUAGGUAAAAGAAAAAAAAAUAGGACUGGGGGUGUGGCUCAGUGGUAGAGUGAGUGCCCCAAGUUCUAUCCCUAGAACCAUUAGAGAGAAAAGCCUCUAGAUUCAACUACUGUUUUAUAGGAAAAUCAAAGGAUAGGGAAAAUAUUGAACUACACCAAUGAAUGUCAUUAGCUAAAUGGUGUGGGGGCAUUGCAAAAUAAAUAACCAAGUCCCUUAAUAAAUUAAUUAUAAGAAAAAAAAUGGAGGGAGUCCUGUAGAUUAAAAGACAUUGAUCUCAAUGCAUGGGUUUUACUUGGAUCAUGAUAUAUAGAUGACAUUUUAUAAGAUAAUUGGAGACAAUUAAUCUUUAAAUCCCAGAUAUUUGAUGUUACAAAGGGAUGAUUCUUUUUUUUAGAUGUGAUGGUGAUAUUGUAGAUUAUAAUGACUUCUUGCAAAUUUGAGCAAUAUGCUGAAAUUUUAAUAGAUGAAAUGUCAUGAUGAGAAAAUUUGCUUCUAAGUAGUGUGGGAAAGAGUGGACAGGGACGUAAAUGAAACAUGGUUGGCUUUGAGUUGGUAAUUGAAGCUGGGUUAUGGGUAUAUGGAGGUUCAUUAUAGUGUUCUAUUUGAUUUUUAUGUAGAGUUGAGAAGCUCUGUAAUAAAAAGUGUUUUUUUUUAAUGGUAAAUUUGAGAACUAAUAGUUCCAUGUGGCUGAGGCACACGGGGACCUAGGGAGCAGCAGAAAGUAGGGUUGACAGGGGGCCAGUGGCAGCCUAGGUGAUGCUUGGGUUAUGAAGUUCUUUUACUGCCAUAGGAAGGCAAAUGGAUUUCUGACCACCUGAGACCCAGAAAUCUGUGGUGGGUCUUCUGGAUUAGCCACAAGGAUGGCAUGAGAGGAGCUCAACAGAGGGGACACUGGGUCACAUUUUUAACAAGAACAGGUUUGCUUCUAACUUUUAUAAAAUGUGACUUCUGGGUAAUAUUUCAUUUAAAAACAGGAUUCUGGAGAAAUUAAUUUUUUUUCUAUAGCCAUUGAGGGAACAGUUUAAAGGCAAUAGUUUGAGUUAUAGUGCAGAAGAUUUUAGAAUGGAAGUGCAGAACACAGGGAAAUCAACCAUGAGGCUAUUGCAAUACCUCAAAUGAAUGAGAAAUUUAAGGGGAAUUUAGCUAAUGGAGAUUUGGUCAGGGAGAUAGAUCUUUAGUGAUAAUUGUAGUAGUCAUUUCCCAGACCACAAUCCCUGAAAGGACAAUAAAGAGGGUAUGAUAAUAUGCUCACUUUUCAGUAAUAACAGAUGGAACCACUCUGAGCACAUACUGGGGUAUGGGCUGGAACAGAGCUCCCUCUUCUAUCCUGCUAUUGGCAGAGCACCACAACUCGCCAACCCCUUGCUGCAGUUGCAGUGUCAGGAGCAGAAUCUCCUUUCUAAUCUUUUGGGCACCAUGGGGUAGGGAAUAACACCAGUUGUCUGGCUCACAGUAACCACUUCUAUCAGUUGCUCCUGUUUCAAUUUUAGUAGCAUCCCAUCCACACACCACAUACCACACACCACACACAUGUAUUUAACAGUACUCUACCUUCUAACAGCAGCUUAAACUCCAGACUGUAAGACCCCCAGAGUUAACCAUUUUCCCUUUUCUCUACAACCUUGGAGUUUUCCAACUAGAAAAAUCCACUGACCUUCCUUCUAUUAAUUUCUCCCCGAGCUAAUAUCUGUCUGAUCCCUGUGCCUUUAAAGCACACGGACAUACACUAAUGCACAAAGUUGCCUCUAUCUAAUGAAAAUAAACUAUUAACGUUUCAGACUUACUGGUGAAAAUCUUCUAGGUGCAUCUUCAUGAGUCUCUACCCCACUGGCUUCCUCUCUGCUGGUUUUGUGUGUAGUUUUUACUUUUCCUUUUUCCCUUCCAACAUGAUGGCUUGAAUGAGGCCUCCUUAGUUCUGACCUUUUGCUUGUUAAUACAGUUCUUUUUUUUUAAUUUUUAUUUUUUAGUUGUUGAUGGACCUUUAUUUUUAUUUAUUUGUAUGUGGUGCUGAGAAUCGAACCCAGUGCCUCACACAUGCUAAGCAAGCGUUCUAUCACUAAGCAACAACCCCAGCCCGUUAAUACAGUUCUUAAGCCCUCUUGGAUUAUACAACUCCUUGAAAUCUAAUGAUAGAUAUGGACCUUCUCCAGAAAAAUUCCCACACACGGUGUUUUGCUUACAAUUUGAGCGAUUUUCAAGGCUGUGCCUUAUGCAUCAGAUGGACUUGGCUACGGAGGGUUCCUUGAUAAAAUUGCAGUAUUCUUGGUCCUACUCCAGACCUAUUAAAUCAGAAUUUCUGGUGUUAGAAUCAGCAGUUUAAAUAAUCUCCCUGGUAAUUCUCAAGUCCACUAAAAUUUGAGAGAUUCUACUCUGAAGACUUAGUUUGUCUUUAUGGUCUAUCUCAUCUUCCCAUCCAAGUUACUUAACUCUGGCAACAGGGGUUCAAAUUCUGGAAUCCAAGCCUCAUCCCAAGAGAACAAUUACUUUCCUCUAGGGCUAAAAAGUGAACCCCUUUCUUGGAGAUGCUCUAAAUAGGACAAUGGCUCUGAGUUUCUUUCAUUUCCAAGAGCAGUUCUGAAUUCGGGGAGCCGAAUCUCAUGUCCCAGAAAAACCACACUUCAUUCCUUCCUUCUAGCCAUUUUCAUCAGUUCUUUCUGUGCUCAUCUGCCUUCAUCCAUCCUGGAACCUCCCAAGCAAGAUGCUUUGUGCUUCUGUGUGUUUGUUUCAUCUUAGGUGUAUUAUUCUUGUGGGAUAGCCAGCAAUCUACAGCUAGAGAGUCUUGUAAGCAGAGUUAGAGGGAUGCAGUAAAAAGCUUUGCAGAGUUAAGCCUACAUCUAGCAAGUCCAGCUACUUCCUUGAGGUUCAAAACUGAUAAUAGCAGAGAUCAUAUGGCUAACUUCCUUUUGAGUCUUUUUACUGGCUAUGAAAUGUUUAACAAUGUAAUUGACAAUAAUUUAAAAAGUAUGAAAAGUUACUUUUUUAAAAGCACAGGAUAAAUAAAUUAUAAUCCUGGGUCCCACCAUACAGAGGCAACCAUUAAUAUUUUUACAUUCAUUCAUCUAGUUUUUUCCUAUGUUUUAAAUAAUAUAAUAGAGCUUAUAUUACAUAUAAAGCGCAGCUAUCUGCUUUUUGUGUCCUACAUUGUUUUAUAACAUUUCUAAACUGAUUCUUUAAAACCAUAUUUUUUUUCAUGGCUGCAUAAAUAUACCAUUAUUUAUUUAACCUUUGCUCAGUUGUUGGAUACUUAAAUGUUAUACCUAUGUAUAGUAUUACAAAUAUUCUGUAAUAAACAUAUUUGUGCCUAAA
Marmota monax (woodchuck) is the source of this 12396-nucleotide messenger RNA. RefSeq names its product catenin delta 1 (gene Ctnnd1). The transcript is spliced from 20 exons. Gene Ontology annotation, biological process: cell-cell adhesion; cell-cell junction assembly. Bases 494 to 3304 code for a protein of 936 amino acids. Gene Ontology annotation, cellular component: cytoplasm; plasma membrane; nucleus. Gene Ontology annotation, molecular function: cadherin binding. The record is from RefSeq and is a predicted model, not a curated record. Lineage: Eukaryota; Metazoa; Chordata; Mammalia; Rodentia; Sciuridae.